GGAAAACUCGUCUCAUAUCCUUUUCUUCCAUCACUACUCCCUGCUUGUGUCUAUUUUCUGUGUCAGUUUUCAUCAUUCAGAAGUUCUUUCUUGUCUCUAGUAAUUGUUUUUCCAACUUCACUUCUAUUUCACAAUGCUUGGAGGCGUUCGCCGAUUCGGCGUCGCACGGGUUCUCCGGGCGUCUGCUUUGCGCGCUCCUUCUAGGACGUUUCCCCAGCUGGCGAGAUGGCAGAAGCCAGCGACCCCAGUAGUCCCUCAGCUCGUCCGGUCGUUUUAUGGCUCUUCUAUUCUCCGCUCCCAGGCGGAAAUUGCUGCUCAGGAGCAGCAAGUGGAAGAUGCUGCAGAGACUUCCAAUGAAUCGCAGGCCUCGGAGUCUUUCGAGAACUUCGCAGACUUGGAAAGACUCGAGCUGAUCGACCCUCGGAUCAUCCGCACUCUUUCACAGAAGAUGAAUAUCACCUCUAUGACCGAUGUCCAGCGUAUGACUAUCAAGGAGACUUUGCAAGGACAGGACGUCCUUGCCCAGGCAAAGACCGGAACUGGCAAGACCGUUGCCUUCCUUCUUCCUGUUCUGCAGAACAUCAUGAACGAUCCUACUUUCAAGCAGUCCGCUUCCCGGGGCUCCUACAGCCGUCUCAGGAACAACAACACCUCGGCGUCUGACAUCCGUUCUAUCAUCAUUUCCCCUACCCGAGAGCUUGCGGAGCAGAUUGCGACCGAAGCCAGGAAAGUUGCUGCUGGUACCGGUGUGGUUGUCCAGACUGCUGUGGGUGGUACCCAAAAGAAGGAGGGACUUCGCCGGAUCCAACGCGAGGGUUGCCACGUCCUCAUCGGUACUCCUGGUCGGCUUAAGGAUAUUCUCUCUGACCCGUACAAUGGAGUAAGGGCGCCCACCCUUUCCUCCUUUGUUUUGGAUGAAGCAGACCGCCUGCUCGAUGAUGGAUUUUCGCAAGAAAUUAUGGAGAUCCAGAGUCUGCUUCCGGACCCUCGCAAGGUUGACCGCCAGACGCUCAUGUUCUCUGCAACUGUGCCCAAGGAGGUCAUGCACAUGGUGCGCCGGACUAUGAAGCCCGACUACAAGUUCGUCCAGACGGUUCGCGAGGAUGAAGUUCCCACCCACCAAUCUGUUCCGCAGAAGGUUGUAUACCUCAACGGCUUUGAGAACGCCUUCCCUGCUAUCCUGGAACUGGCCAAGAAGGCUAUUGCCGAAGCCGCCGAGAACCCGAAAGCGAGACCGUUCAAAGCUAUCGUCUACUUCAAUGCGACGGCUCAAACUAACCUGGCUUUUGAAACCUUCCGGGAGCUCGUUCUUGAUCCUCGGAACCCCCGUGGUGGUCACCCCCUCGGCAACACUGCCAUUGUCGAGAUGCACUCCCGUCUCACUCAGUCUCGACGGACCUCCAACUCGGAAUUUUUCCGCCGCAAAGAGAAAGCCAUUCUCUUUUCCUCUGACGUGACUGCCCGUGGUAUGGAUUUCCCCGACGUCACCCACGUCAUCCAGGUUGGUGUUCCCCGCGACCGGCCAUCGUACAUCCACCGUCUCGGACGGACAGCGCGUGCCAAAAAGGACGGCCAAGGAUGGCUGUUCAUCCACGAUGGAGAGCACUCGAGUUUCAAUCAGAAGCUCGGCGAUCUCCCGAUCGAGGAAGACGCUGAAACUCUGGAGACUGCCGCCGUGGACAUGACCCGCCCGGGCACUGUUCCCUCGGACUCCGCCGCCGCCACUACCCUCUCGCAGGUCAAGUACGCCAUGUCGCAGGUCUCCGAUGAGCUGAAGGCAGUCUCCUACCGCAGCCAGCUGGGCCCUCUUAUGGGCGUCUUCCAGCGCAAAAGGGAGCUGGUUGCGUCGUUGAAUGAUCUCGCCGUGCACGGCUACGGAAUGCCCGAGCCACCUACCAUUGCCCGCGAAGUUGCUCACCGGAUGGGCAUCUCCAACACGCCUGGUCUGAGACAGGGCGAGUCGUACUCCCGUCGACCUCAAUUCGUGGAUGACUUUAGCUCUCGUGGCAAUCGUGGUGCUCGUGACCGAUUCGACCAGUCCGAUUUCGGCCGUGGUUCCUUCAGCAGGAGGAGAUCGGGCGGCAGACGUUUCGAGGAUAAUGAGUAGUGGGUUUUCCCAUUCAGUCUAUUUCCACUGGGACGGCGUUUGGUAAAAAAACAUCUCAUCUCGUGCUAUUUCAACUGGGAGCAAGUUCUAUUGAAAAAAAGAAGGG
Messenger RNA from Penicilliopsis zonata CBS 506.65, 2213 nucleotides. RefSeq lists its product as hypothetical. The transcript is spliced from 2 exons. Bases 134 to 2107 code for a protein of 657 amino acids. Gene Ontology annotation, molecular function: nucleic acid binding; ATP binding. Gene Ontology annotation, cellular component: mitochondrion. The record is from RefSeq and is a predicted model, not a curated record. Lineage: Eukaryota; Fungi; Ascomycota; Eurotiomycetes; Eurotiales; Aspergillaceae.